Molecule: messenger RNA, 813 nt
Organism: Torulaspora delbrueckii
Lineage: Eukaryota; Fungi; Ascomycota; Saccharomycetes; Saccharomycetales; Saccharomycetaceae
Gene: ADY2
Product: Ady2p
Exons: 1
Coding region: 1-813 (270 amino acids)
Cellular component (GO): plasma membrane
Molecular function (GO): acetate transmembrane transporter activity
Source: RefSeq, a predicted model, not a curated record
AUGUCCGACAAAGAACAAGUUAGUCACAACACUGAUGGUCAUGAACCAGUAUAUGAUCCUGAGAACGUAGGUGCAGAUGCUGAGUUGGGUAAGAUCUAUACCACUGGUGACAAUAAUCAAUAUUUGUACAUUGGACGUCAGAAAUUUUUGAAAAGUGAUUUAUAUGAAGCUUUCGGUGGUACUUUAAACCCAGGUUUGGCUCCCCCAUCAUUGCACAAAUUUGCUAAUCCUGCUCCAUUGGGUUUGUCUGCUUUCGCUUUGACUACUUUUGUCUUGUCGAUGUUUAACGCUCGUGCAAUGGGCAUUUUGGUGCCCAAUGUCGUCGUCGGAUUGGCAAUGUUUUACGGUGGGCUUGUGCAAUUGAUAGCAGGGAUCUGGGAAAUUGCUUUGGAAAAUACUUUUGGUGGUACUGCGUUGUGCUCCUACGGUGGGUUUUGGUUAAGUUUUGCUGCAAUUCAUAUUCCUUGGUUUGGUAUUCUAACCGCUUACGAAGAUCACGAGGAAGAUUUGAGCAAUGCAUUAGGUUUUUUCUUACUAGGGUGGUGUAUCUUCACUUUCCUACUGACUAUCUGUACUUUGAAAUCUACGGUGAUGUUCUUUGCCCUGUUUUUCUUACUGGCGAUCACUUUCCUACUGUUAUCGAUUGGAGAGUUUACUGGUAGAGUCGGUGUCAUUAGAGCAGGUGGUGUUUUAGGUGUGAUUGUUGCGUUCAUUGCCUGGUACAAUGCAUACGCAGGUGUUGCCACCAGACAGAACUCCUACAUCCUAGCCCGUCCAUAUGCACUACCAACCAACGAAAGAACUAUCUUUUAA